AAAGCCGGACGUUAGCAUCACGUCGCUAAACAGAACCAGCGUGAGUGUCAAAGUCUGUGUUUUCCCCCCUUUUAUCACCACGUUUGCUGUCCUCUCACGAGACUUAUCUGAUAUUUAACAAAUGCAAAGUCACCGCAUCUUAUUUGUGUCGCGCUAAACUCCGCGGCAGCCUCGGCGUUGUUUAAAUUAGCUUUAGCGUGCUAGCUGCAAACAAAGAGAAGCGGAAGUUAGCGACGCACGCUAAAAGCAGACGGCAACGCCGCCGGCGGCACCGUGUAGAAAAUGUGUAAAGUCCGAAUGCUGAGAGCCCUGGUGAAUCAGCAACUUAACACUGCCGUUGAGGAGAUAUUUGUAGUGCUCGAAAGAACGCUGACAGAGUACGAGGACGAAUUGUGUCGAACAAAAGAAGAGAACGAGCGACAACGCAAACUACUCGACGCUCUUUUUAAGGCUCGAUCACCGGCAGCAGAUCUUGCUGCCAGGCAGCAGGAGUGGUGCUCCAGGAUGGAGCGGAAGGAGCCCGAGCCCCCCCUCAUCAAAGUGGAGGAGGACGUGGACGUGUGUAGCAGUCAGGAGGCCGAGCAACAAGAGGAACGGGCUGACGUCGCCAAGUACCAGGUGACUAGCGUCAUUGUGAAGAGCGAAGACGACGCCGGAGGCCGCGCCCGGUCGCCCGAGGAGAAUGCCGAGGCCCGUGCUGACGUAGACCCCCGCGUGGGAGUGCAACCUCACGGCCGUUUGGCUCGGGUUACGCGCUCACAGCGAGCCGCGUCGGACCUUCCCAACCCAAGGACUGCGGCUCCCGGCGAUGCGAUGACAGCGGGUAGCACGUUGUCGGGUUUAAACUGUGCGCAACGCGAGCGGCACCCGAGCGGGAAGCCGUUCGUCUGCCCGUUUUGCUGCAAAACCUUCAACCAGCGGGUCCAUUUAUCCCGUCACUUAAGCGUCCACACGGGGGACAAACCCUUCCACUGCACCGUUUGCAGCAAAAUGUUCGCCACCAGGGACCGCUUGCGAUCCCACAUGAGGAUCCACACGGGAGAAAAACCUUUCAGCUGCUCGGUUUGCACCAAGCGUUUUUUCCACCGCUCACAUUUAGUUAAACACUCUCACAUUCACACAGGCGUGAAACCCUUCUCUUGCCUGUUUUGCGGCAAGCGCUUCUACUCCAACGGCGAUCUGAUCAAACACACGCGGACGCACACCGGAGAAAAACCCUUCACCUGCUCUAUCUGCAACACCAGCUUCAGCGACAGCUCCACGCUGGGCAAGCACAAGCGGCGGCACACGGGCGAGAAACCCUUCAGCUGCAACGUGUGCGACAAACGCUUUCCCUUCAAGUUUCAGGUGAAGAAGCACAAGUGUGUUGGUGAGAACAGCAGCACUAAGUGACCUGAACAAGACUAUUAUUACUACUACUACUUCUCUCUCUCCCUUACAAGAUCUAUUCUGUAUAUUAUAGUUGUGAUUAGUUACAGGGGUGUCCAAUGUCUGGUCACUAUUAAAAAUAACAUAGGACUUGCUACAUUUGCUUGACUUGCUACAAUGCUACAUUUAUAAAAAAAAAAAAAAAAAAAAGUUGAGAGCAUGGGGCCAGGGUGUAAAGCAUGGGUGUUGCCACUUCUCUUAUGGAUACGUCGCUCCUGACAAUUACUACUGCUAUUACUGGCUAGGGCUGAGCGAUAUAGCCUUAAAAAUUCCCCUUCCACCUCUUCAAUAAAAAUAAAAUGAAAAUGACAUUCAAAUGAAACCCAAACUCAGACUAACAGAUUUUCAACAGUAAUUUAUAUCAACAUUCACAGAAAGAACAGAAAUAUAUAUAUAUAUAUAUUUCUACAGAUUAUGUGAAAAUAAAAGUACUUCCUCUUGGAGGAAAUGUCCCUUUACACACAGCCCUUUUCAACCCCAAUUCCAAUGAAGUUGGGACGUUGUGUUAAACAUAAAUAAAAACAGAAUACAAUGAUUUGCAAAUCAUGUUCAACGUAUAUUUAAUUGAAUACACUACAAAGACAAGAUAUUUCAUGUUCAAACUGAUCAACUUUAUUGUUUUUAGCAAAUAAUCAUUAACUUAGAAUUUUAUGGCUGCAACACGUUCCAAAAAAGCCGGCAUGUUUACCACUGGGUUACAUCAGCUUUUCUUUUAACAACAUUCAAUAAACGUUUGGGAACUGACGACACUAAUUGUCAAAGCCUUGUAGGUGGAAUUCUUUCCCAUUCUUGCUCGAUGUACAGCUUCAGCUGUUCAACAGUCCGGGGUCUCCGUUGGCGUAUUUUACGCUUCAUAAUGUGCCACACAUUUUCAAUGGGAGACCGGUCUGGACCGCAGGCCGGCCAGUCUAGUACCCGCACUCUUUUACUACGAAGCCACGCUGUUGUAACACGUGCAGAAGGUGGUUUGGCAUCGUCUUGCUGAAAUAAGCAGGGGCGUCCGUGAAAAAGACGUUGCUUGGAUGGCAGCAUAUGUUUCUCCAAAACCUGUAUGUACCUUUCAGCAUUAAUGGUGCCUUCACAGAUGUGUAAGUUACCCAUGCCAUUGGCACUAACACAGCAUCACAGAUGCUGGCUUUUGAACUUUGCGUCCAUAACAGUCCGGAUGGUUCUUUUCCUCUUUGGCCCGUAGGACACGAAGUCCACAAUUUCCAAAAACAAUUUGAAAUGUGGACUCGUCGGACAACAGAACACUUUUCUACUUUGCAUCAGUCCAUCUUAGAUGAACUCGGGCCCAGAGAAGCCGGCAUCAUUUCUGGGUGUUGUUGAUAAAUGGCUUUUGCUUUGCAUAGUUGAGUUUCAAGUUGCACUUAUGGUUGUAGCGCCGAACUGUAUUUACUGACAUUGGUUUUCUGAAGUGCUUCUGAGCCCAUGUGGUGAUACCCUUUACACAUUGAUGUCGUUUUUUUAUGCAGUGCCGCCUGAGGGACCGAAGGUCACGGGCAUUCAAUGUUGGUUUUCGGAACACAAAAAGUCCAGCUGCCUCAGUUCAACUUUGGAGAUUACCACGAGCACAAUUUAUUAUACAUUGUUCUAGUGAGUCAAAAAUGACUUGAGCAAUUAUGCUACCAGACUAACUGUAUGCAAAGAAGCUAUUUACAACUAAAGUUACAAAAUUUCUCUUUCAUAACACCCUGGUGAAUAAAGAUAAUUCAGUUUCUGGAGCCAAAGGUUUUGCUCCACUUUCUUCUCUGUGUCAAAGUCUGCAUUGUGAACAUUAUCACUGCUUUCAAGAUUGUCAUCUUACUACAGAUAUCUCUUGUUUUGGUUCUGAAUGUGGAGAUCAGAUUACCUUUAACACAAAGUUGUGAUAUAGCAGUUUAAAAAAAAAAAUAUAUAUAUAUAUAUAUAUAUAUAUAUAUAUAUAUGACAAUAAACGAUACAUAAUAACUUGAUGGAAUGGUGAAAGUUAGAGAAUGUCAGUGGCCCUUGCAUCGUUCCAUUUUUCUGUAUGCGGCCUGCGAUGGAAAAGGUUUGGACACCCCUGGAUUAGUGAGUAGUUCGUAGACAGAGGGUGAUAGGCCCGUGAGAAGCGUCAUAGAGUCAAGACCCCCGCCCCUCCCUGCAUGCUCUCACCAUACAUGUGCGUAUUUUACGUGCCGCCCCGCCUCUUAAAGACGCAUGCAUGUACAGACACUACAACACGGACAGUAUUUUCUACACAUUAUAUGCUUGAAUUGUUGUGUUCCAAUAUGUUUAGAAAGUGCGGGAUGAGUAAAACGAAUAUAAACAAUGUUUAUAGGGUCUAUAGUGUGGAUUCUCCCCAUACGAGGGUGUGGUAGUAUGUAUCCAUCAUACUGUAAAAGAGUGAUCGAGUCACCAAAAAGCACUUAACAAAAUCUUACGGGACUUGCCCAUUACUUCCGCUUAGUGCACUGGAGUGGAGCAUUUUGGGUCGCAACUAUGAUGUAAAAGUGACUUUUGAAAUGUCUUGUUUACAAGUAGGUUGGGAGUUCACCCUUCCAGUGUGAAAUUAAACAACAAAG
Messenger RNA from Phycodurus eques (leafy seadragon), 3974 nucleotides. RefSeq names its product zinc finger and SCAN domain-containing protein 21-like. The transcript has 2 exons. Gene Ontology annotation, cellular component: nucleus. Bases 283 to 1392 code for a protein of 369 amino acids. Lineage: Eukaryota; Metazoa; Chordata; Actinopteri; Syngnathiformes; Syngnathidae. The record is from RefSeq and is a predicted model, not a curated record.